UUACAGUAAAGCAGUCUCCUCAAAAGAGUAAAGAAAGAGAAAAAGAGAGAAUAUGGAUCCUGAAGGUUUCACGAGUGGCUUAUUCCGAUGGAACCCAACUAGAGCAAUGGUUCAAGCACCAACUGCGAUUCCUCCACCGCAGCAGCAGCAGCAAUCGCCGGCAACACCGCAGACGGCAGCGUUUGGAAUGCGACUAGGUGGUUUGGAGGGUUUGUUCGGUCCUUAUGGAGUACGUUUUUACACGGCGGCGAAGAUAGCAGAGCUAGGAUUUACGGCGAGCACGUUGGUGGGCAUGAAGGACGAGGAGCUUGAGGAUAUGAUGAAUAGCCUCUCUCAUAUCUUUCGUUGGGAGCUUCUUGUUGGUGAACGGUACGGUAUCAAAGCUGCUGUUAGAGCUGAACGAAGACGACUGCAAGAAGAGGAAGAGGAGGAAUCGUCUAGACGCCGUCAUUUGCUACUCUCCGCCGCAGGGGAUUCCGGCACUCAUCUUGCUCUUGAUGCUCUCUCCCAAGAAGAUGACUGGACAGGGUUGUCAGAGGAGCCGGUUCAGCACCAAGAUCACACUGAUGCGGCGGGGAUCAACUGCGGAGGAAGAGGAGGUCAUUGGGAAGCAGGGCAGACGACAAUAAAAAAGCAACAGCAGAGACGCAGAAAGAAAGCGAUUGUAACGUCAGUGGAAACUGAUGACGACGGCAACGAAGGUGAGGAUGACGACGGGAUGGAUAUUGUUAACGGAAGUGGGUCAGGGAUGGAGAGACAAAGGGAGCAUCCGUUUAUUGUAACGGAGCCAGGGGAAGUAGCACGUGGCAAAAAGAACGGUUUGGAUUAUCUUUUCCACUUGUACGAACAGUGCCGCGAGUUCCUUCUUCAGGUCCAGACCAUUGCUAAAGAUCGUGGCGAAAAAUGCCCUACCAAGGUGACGAACCAGGUGUUCAGAUACGCUAAGAAAUCGGGCGCAAAUUACAUAAACAAGCCAAAAAUGCGACACUACGUUCAUUGUUACGCACUGCACUGCCUCGACGAAGAAGCUUCAAACGCUCUCCGAAGAACGUUUAAAGAACGCGGGGAGAACGUUGGGUCGUGGCGUCAGGCUUGUUACAAGCCACUUGUGGACAUAGCUUGUCGUCAUGGCUGGGAUAUAGACGCCGUUUUUAACGCUCAUCCUCGUCUUUCCAUUUGGUAUGUUCCCACUAAGCUGCGUCAGCUCUGCCAUUUGGAGCGGAACAAUGCGGUUGCUGCGGCUGCGGCUUUGGUUGGCGGUAUUAGCUGCGAGGGAUCGUCUGCGUCUGGACGCUUUGGGGUUUAAUUAGCUCAUGAGUUGUUGUGGUUUACUUUUUCGUUAUCUUAAUUAAUUAUUAGUCUUUAAUUUGGUCCUUCUUGGCUAAUUUGUCUUCUUUUUCUUUUCUUAAUCAACCGUUUUGGCUAAUUAAAUUGGAUACACGCAGAUUCUUCAUUUUGUGUAAACCGUAUUUUGAACACAUUUGGCGAUAUUAAUUCGAAGCACUCUAUAACAUUUUAUUUUUGAACAUUAACAAUACCCUUUUGUAAAAUACUAGGUAAUACCCGCGCUACGUCGUGGAAGUUUUUUAUAUAAAAGUUUUAUAAGUAUUAUAUUUUAUAGAUUUAUUUUUCAACUUUUGAUAUUAAAUAAAAUUUGAUUAAAAUGAGAUAUCAAUAGACUAUCGGUACUAAAUUUCACGUGUGAGGGAAUUUCAAUUUUUUUAUUUUCUGAAAUAUUUUAUAUCUAUUUUUAAUUUAAUGAUAUUUCUGAAAAAUUGAGAAAUUUUGUUUGUAAUGUAUAGGUUGUGUUUUUUGGUCUAGUGUGAAGUUUGUCUCAUUUAUUCUUAUGUUAAAACUUAAUGGUUGAUUUGUAAGAAUACAUCGUAAAUAUAUGUUAGAGUGAUUUUCAAAAAUAGACAUAUAUUGAUUUUUUAUUACAUGAUAGAACACUUGUUGCUACUAUCACACAUUCUUGUGGCUAAAGUCAUGUGUGUCCCUAAUAAAGUGAAACCAGAUGGGGAUAUUGUGGUAAUAGACCAAAUUGUUCUGGUUGGUUUGGUUUAUGGGUUUAAAUUUUAAAAAUACCAUAUUCUGAUUGGUGGACUCAGGAAGAAGCGUUGUUUGUUUAAUAAAACUAAUUGGUGUCCGUUAAAAAAAAGUAAAAUUGUAACUUUUUCACUUUCCCAACCCUAGACCUAAUUAUCUAAUUCCCAAAUACUUUCAUUAUCUCCGACGACGAACAGCGGCGAGAAGACAACGGAGUGGGUGGCUGACGCCGGAAGAUAAAGUGGUGGUUAUAAGAGAUAUCACCAUCGUCGAGGAGGACGUAGGCGGGGAAAGCGAUAGCCGAUGUUUAAGUUUUCUUCUCUCAAAAUUGUCGCUUUAAAAGAUAUUUGGGUUAAAAGAAACCAUGACUUGAAAUUGAUAUUUGUGUAUGUUGAAGGCUUGUUUUGUACCAAGUUGAGGCAUGAAUCCAAAUUUUUGUGGGAUUCUCAAUUGCCCUUCAGUUUUGGGCGUUUGAAGCCAUCCCCGCUUUACUUGAGUGUUUAGGUGGAGACGAUGAGGAGAAGCUGCUGAGUUAUGUUGGUGAGAAUCUCCCACAACAUGAUGGGUUGGUUCUGUACAGAUGUACAUGUGGACUUGUAAACGAAUGUACUUUUGGCUGUACAUGUGGACAUGUGAACGAAUAUGCGUUUGGCUGUACAUGUGGACACGUGUAUUAUGUGGUGUCUAGCAAAUUUCUUUGGUUCUGUGUACUGAGAAAAAUACAUGAAAUGUUGUACUUUUUUGUAUUAGAAAGCUGAGAAAAAUGAGAUUUUUACAUGAAAGCUUGUAUUUUUUUUGUGUCAAAAGGCUGAGAAAGAUGUGAUUUUCAUCUUGGUGAUCUAUCAUUAUGAAACUUAAGUCCAACAGCUGGUAGGAUGAGUUGGUUUAUUCUCACAUGAGAAACCACAUUGGAGGUGAAGAGUUUAGGUACAUAUGUAUGAACUUUCUGCAUGUACAUGUCUAUCAUUAUCCACAUGUACAACAAUGUACACCAAUAUAAACAAGUUCCACAUACACCGAAUUAUGAUAUCCACGCGUACAACUCAGCAAAUGUACACAUAUGAACUAAAUAUUAACAAAUCGAUACUUUCAGAAGGAGAAGUCUGGAACACUGAUGCAAUGGUUGGGGAUGAGAGUUAAGAUGUUGACGACGAUAAGGAGGAAGAGGAUAAUGAAACUUAAGUCUAACAGCUGGUAGGAUGAGUUGGUUUAUUCUCACAUGAUAAGCCACAUUUGAGGUGAAGAGUUUAGGUACAUAUGUACAAGAAUUUUCUGCAUGUACACAUGUCUAUCAGUAUCCACAUGUACGAUAAUGUACACCAAUAUAAACAAGUUUCACAUGUACACUGAGUUAUGAUAUCCACACGUACAACUCUACACGUACACAUUUGAACUAAAUAUUAACAAAUCAAAACUUUCAGAUAAAAUCAUUAAGUGAAAGUCUAUUAUUCUCUUCAUAUUCAUCCAUUGGCAUGUCAAAAAGUUGUGGUUAAGCUAAACUUCUCUUGCAAUGAUUCAAUCACCCAAUGUUCUAAGUUAAAACAUUGUUCCACAACCAUUUUUAAGAAAGUACAACCCCAUUUACAUGAUGAAUUAAACCCCAUUUUUAAGCAAUGAUUCAAUCACCCAAUGUUAUGCUUUAAACAUCUCUUCUAGCAUAUCGUCGCUGCAAAGAACAGUUUCAUCAAUGAGUGAGAAGAGGAUUAAUGUGCUGAUUUUGUGCUGAUUUUGCAGUAGAUUAUCUUGUUAAUUUACAGGGUAAUGAGGAUUGAAGGAGCUGACUUUACGUAGAGAAGAGGAUGAGGGAAGAUGGGGAACAAUUGGAAAUGAUCUAAACCGUCGAUUCCAAAAGGUUGAUCUAACGGUCUAGGAGCUAAGCAGGGGAGGUGUCUUGUCUAGAUCUAUGAGAUUAAAUCUCAGGCGUUGAAAAUAAAGUAAGAUCAAGGGGUAGGGAUGAAUCCCGCCAGGAAAAAAAAGGGGAAGAAACUUGGUACUUGAUCUGUAACGAACUGGGAGAAAUAUUAGUUAGAAAGUAACUAGAGUUAAGCCAAGUUGUUAUGUAAAGUGUGUGGGUAGCUCAAAGUGUCCUAGAGUGUGAUAAAAAGAGGAAAAGUGUCUUAGAGUGUAAAUCUUUCUAUAUGUUACCUUGAAAAUGUAGUGAAGUUAUAACCAUAUCUCGUACUGGUUAGGAAUGUACACUUCGAAAAGAAGAUGAUUCACAUAAUAAUUUUGAGCAAAGUCAAUGCUUCAUUCACUUAACAGAUGGAUUGCUCCCUCUAUGAUCGAAUCAGAUUGUUAGAUUCCUGCAACUUUUGUGAACGUCCUCUUGUAUUCUAUAAAAUGCUGAACUUGAUGAUACAACGGAAUUGCGAUGAUGUUUCAAACAAGAUGCUUGAUUAUCACUGAGUUUCUCUAGGUCUGGUGAUUCUGUUGUUGUUCUUGUUGAUGAUCACUGGAUUCUAAACUUUGUCUCAUCUCCAGUGCUUUCAACCUGGCUAUUUGAAGCUUAUACAAGAUCUUACAAAAAGAAAUUCCAAUAAAAUGAUCAUGGUUUGCUCGUUUCUGUGAGAUUUUAAUAAAUAAAAAAGGAACUCGAGGUUUUUAACGGCAGCUUAUGCUUUCACCUUCUGCAUAUUUUCUCAAGCUGCAGUCUUCGGUUCCUAUCUUUGCAAUCUGUAAGCAAUCAUACAAAGAAAAAAAUGAAAGAUUCAUGGCUGUUCUGAGAUCAUUUUUUCUCUUUUAUCCAUUUUUACUUCUCACCUCACAUCUACAAGGAUUUAUUUUUACAAGACCUGCUCUAAUUUCAACCACAGAAACAACCAUAGAAUGAGCUGAGUAGUUAAGUUAUUGAGGAGACUAAAGACGAUUAUUGUUAAUACAACUCUUCUGAGCUCAUAUGGGUAGCUAUAUCUCAACCAACAUUACACUGCCGUCGUCAUCUCUCACUCCUUUGUAUUCUCUGCUUUCGCCUCUACAUUGACGUCGUCCUUUAUGAAGUGAUGAAGUUUCUUAACCCAUCAAAUCAAUCCACCUCAUGCUAUGUCCUAGAUUUUAGUCAGCUUAUUUCUUCCUGAAAUAGUAAUGAAAUCCGUAGUAAGCUUUGUUUCGUCCUUUCCAAAUAAUCAAUCUUAGGAUCAAAAUCAAUACCUAAUGAAAAUGAUGAUGGCUUGAUUUGGAGAGGAAGAAGAAGAAUCCUAAUGCGUUGAUGUGAUGUGUACAAAAAAAAAUGUGAUGUGUAUGAACUUUGUUUUAGAAAGUUGUAAGAGUUUACAGACCCAAAAAAAUUUAGUUAUUUUUUUAAAAGACUGAUACUUAAAUCUUUAUUUAUUUAUUUAUUUUUUGUUCAAAUACUUAAAUCUUUAUUAAACUGUCAAAAAUAUGCAAAACUCAGCAUCACAAAUUAUGAGCAACACUCAUAUAAAAAGCUCAUUCGUAUAUCUAGAAGCUUACUAUUGUUUUUUUUUUGAAACUUAGCUUAUUAUUGUUUCAGAAUAUAUAUAUAUAUAUAUAUAUAUAUAUAUAUAUAUAUAUAUCCAAUCAUAGUUAUUUGAUUCGUUAUAUCUUAUAUGUUUUGUGCAAUAAAAAAACUUCUCUACUACAACUCUUUUGAAGUACGACAAUAGAAGAAGAAAGAAGCUCUAAUUUAUAAACAAACUGGAAAACCACAUUAGAAGUGUAACUUAGCAUGACAAGUCUCUCGCCUUUGUGAUCAUACAAAGGAACAUAACGUAUACCCUGUCUCAGCUCGCCACAGACAAACAUGUCUGUCCCGAGAAGUCGUCCUUCUCUGGCAUGAACUUCAACUGUGAGCAACGCCAGCUCUGGUACUGUGAGCGGAAACUCAAACUCCUCGUCCCAAAAUGACCCCAAGUGUUUUCUUCUUUCUUUAUUUUCUUCAUUACUCUAUCACCUCUUACUCCUGUUAGCCCCACCUGCUUUCACAAAAAAAAAAGUUCAAUGCAUAUGAAAUAGAUCACAUAGUAGAGAAUCUCAAUGUAUUAAGCAUCUAAAUCAAAGUGACUCUUGUAUAAUGAGUUGUUUGCCGUUGUGUUGAAGUUAGGAGAAGACCCACCUGCUUUCACAAAAAAAAGAGUUCAAUGCAUAUGAAAUAGAUCACAUAGUAGAGAAUCUCAAUGUAUUAAGCAUCUAAAUCAAAGUGACUCUUGUAUAAUGAGUUGUUUGCCGUUGUGUUGAAGUUAGGAGAAGACCAAGGGUUGAAACUUUCUCGCUGGAAACCAGAGUCCCAUCCUUUUCCCAUGUAUACUUUCCUCUCGGAGUUGUUCUGAUUGGUAACUUCGCUUUGGAGUCAAAAACUUCUUCGUCCGUACCUUUGUUCAUCGAAAGUGUGGUUUCUUCACGUAUUGCAUCAUCCAGAAAGCUCUUCCAUAGCCCUACAGAUCAGAGGUACAAGAUGAUGGAGUUUUGGUAAAUGUUGAAAAGGCCUGAGAGAAAAAAAAACAAAAAAAAAACUACAAA
This is a messenger RNA of Brassica rapa (field mustard), 6522 nucleotides long. RefSeq names its product putative transcription factor BOFH. Gene Ontology annotation, biological process: regulation of DNA-templated transcription. NCBI's taxonomy places the organism in Eukaryota, Viridiplantae, Streptophyta, Magnoliopsida, Brassicales, Brassicaceae. The record is from RefSeq and is a predicted model, not a curated record. Gene Ontology annotation, molecular function: DNA binding.